Symbiodinium sp. CCMP2592 is the source of this 1644-nucleotide messenger RNA. The record is from the annotation of a GenBank genome assembly. NCBI's taxonomy places the organism in Eukaryota, Dinophyceae, Suessiales, Symbiodiniaceae.
AUGAAGGGCAUUGAGCGUGACUUCCAGGAUGAGGGCCUUUACUACGACCUGCGGACCUACACCCGCAACGGUACUGUCUUCUACCCGUGGAUUUUCUCGAAGACGCUCGCUCAUGACGAGCAAACCGGCUUCCCAACCAAGGAAGAUGUCGACAAAGUACUGGCUGCAGAGAAGGAGCCCACGCAAAGCAAUCUCGAUGCCAUUGUCCUCUCGGAUUCCCCGAACCGUGUCCGCAAGCUUGAGGGGCUCACGAACACGCGCAACAAGAAUGACAUAGGAGCUCCACCAGAGGCUGCCGUGUUCCCGUUUUUCUACCCGAUCGACUCCGCAGAGUCAGCCUUUGAGAUGGCCGAGGUCUACGCCAGAGUGCUGCUGCGAGACGUGCCUUUCGCUGACUACAGCACAGAUCCCACGGUCCAAAUGGUAAUCAGUGCGCUGAACCAGUUCCCCUCCAAGACGAGCCAUCCCACAUCAGCUGGCCUUAUCACAGAAAAGACACUUUUCCGUGGAAUAGGGCAGGGCGAGACUGUGGGCCCAUACAUCUCGCAGUUUCUGUACAAGACGCAUCGAUAUGGUGCCUAUCUGGUUGAGCAAAAGUAUGAGGUGGAACUUGAUCCAACCAACAUGCUCACCAUGGAUGGGUGGCGUGCAGUGCAGAACGGGGAGAACCCUGCAAGCACAGUUCGCAAUGGCACGGCCUUUGUAGCGACUGGGCGUGUUGUAGGGUCCGUAGUGCACCGCGACCCACUGUACCAGCUCUACUACCAAGCUGCCCUCGUGGCGCUUCAGCAGGGUGUUGGUACAGAGGGCUUCGAUCACCCAGCCACGACGGCAUGGACGACAAGCGGUCCACCGGACAUCUUUGCCUCCGUGGCGCAUGUCGCUGUGGGUGCUCUACGUACCGCGUGGUGGCAGAAGUGGGGAGUUGGCAUGCGCAUCCGCCCGGAAGCAUACGCCCAGCGGUAUGAGCUGGCUCGCACGCAACCGCAGCUGCUUAGCGACGUUCCAGGGCUGGCGGCGCUGAAGAACAACAUCGAGUUGGCCACUGACAUCAUCAAUGCCGUGCUUGCGGACAAUGAAGCUCGUGUCGGCAACCAGACAGCGCUGCUGGCAGUCAUGUACCCUGAAGGCUCACCGACACACCCGACUCUGCCAGGCGGUCACGCCGCGGUUGCUGGGGCCUGCGUCACAGUGCUGAAAGCAAUGCUCAAGACUUUCGACGAUGAUGCAGGCACCAUUGAGACAAAGUGGGUGACGUCCUCACGGACGGCAAGCCAGUCCGUUGACGGCCAAAAUCUGGUCAGCUACUCAGAUGCGGAUGCUGCUGACAUGACAGUCAACGGCGAGCUCAACAAGCUGGCAUCGAACGUUGCUCUGGGCCGCGACUUUGGCGGAGUACACUUCCGGGCUGAUAACGACGGAGGCAUCUUGGCGGGGGAGGACUACGCGAUCUCCUAUCUUGUGGAGAAGUUGAAGGCUUACGCGGAGGCAAGCAUUUAUAAUACCUUUGAGGGGUGGACUCUACAGAAGUUCGAUGGUUCCGUGGUGAAGAUCACGGCGUCAGGUACGCGAAGGCCACGGGGAUGGCAAAGGCCGCUGUGGCCGGUCCAUCGAUUCUGGCGGAGAUCUAAGUACUAUGGAUGA